AUGUUCUCCUCUAAAUCAAAGUCCAACUCAUCCGAGUAUGCGCCCGUUGCGCUACACGACCAUGUCAACGACUCCAUCCCAACUCUUGAGAAGCGCUCCUCUUCCGAGGACGAGGACGACCACUCUGCCCCCUUGCUGGAAGCCGAGGACAACCUCCCCGCCCUCGCUCCAUCCAAGCCUUCCCAGCUGCCCAAGCUCAUCCUCUACUUCUCCUUCGCCCUCGCGCUGCUAUCAGCAGUGAAUGUCGCUCUCCUCCCCACCACACUAUCAAAGUACCGAGCCUACCCCUUCUCCGACUCCGAGCUUGAGGCGCUCCCCUAUGGCGACGCUAGGCUGGGGCUGGACAGGGCAGCGAAAAUGAUUCCCCCUCCUCAAGUCUAUCACCACGUUUGGCCAGAUAGAAUUGCACGGGUGAGCCGGAAGUUGAAGAAUGCCGUGUGGGGCCAAGGGGUGCAGGUCUAUGUUACUGUUGAAGACUCGACAAUUAUGCGCUUUCCCAUCCCCUCCAUCGGCGUCAACGCCUGCGCACUCUCCUGGCGGCCGCCUCCUGAGCUCUCUGCACGUGCCAAGGAUGUCACAACCAAGGGGGAUGUAACGGAAAUCGAAGUCUGGCAGCUUAUCGCGCCCUCGGCCACCUCGGCCAACAGUAUUGACGAGCUCGACUAUGACGCCUUAUCGUACUCGACCCUUCCCGUACGUGGGGAGCUACUCGGCGUGCUAGACCUCACAGCCAAGCCGAAUAGCACAACACUGGAUUCCAAGUUCCAACUACGCAAACCCCUCUCAGCCGUCUUGUGCCCAACACCCAUCGAUCGCAACAUGUCCACUCAACUCAACGCCGCUUUUAUUGCCCGUCUCUCUCUACACGACCCCGCCCACUUCAACAUCCAGCACUCCCAAACUCUUCAUCGCCUGGUGCUUCUGGAGCACUGGAACAUUCCCACGGGCUCCAAGGUACUAGAAUUAGGAUGCGGGCAAGGGGACUGUACGACUGUCCUUGCCUAUGCUGUGGGCGAGCAGGGGAACGUGGAGGCGGUCGAUCCGGCGGAAUUGGAUUAUGGUGCCCCGUAUACUCUCGGCCAAGCACAGGAUCACAUCUCGCAAGGCCCGCUGGGUAGGCGGAUUACUUGGGUCCAUCAAUCCCCGCUGGACUACCUCUCCUCCCUCCCCUCCCCUUCUUCAACCUCGUCGCCGCCCGCCAGCGAAAGCAAGACCUUCGACGCAACAGUGCUCGCCCAUUGCCUGUGGUACUUCCCCUCCCCUUCGCUCAUCCUUUCCACCUUCCGCGCCCUGAAGCAGCACAGCAAGCGUCUCCUCCUAGCUGAGUGGUCGUUAGUAGCGACGCACCCCUCUUCCCAGCCUCACGUGCUAGCUGCGCUCACCCAGGCAGCGCUGGAGUGCCGUAAACCCAAGAGCGACUCCAACGUCCGCACGGUGCUGGGGCCAAAGCGGAUUACCGAGCUGGCCCUGGCUGCCGGGUGGCAGCUGGAAAGUGAGACCCACGUGCAAGGUGGGGAGGGGUUGUUGGACGGACAAUGGGAAGUCUCUGCUUGUCUUUCGUCCUCUUUCGAAAAGGAAGUGGAGGAGCGAGUGAGUGAUGAGAGGGAACGGGGUGUGAUUAUUGCGUCGCGGGAUGCGUGUGAGGCGAGUUUGGAGGGUGUGCAGGGGGGUCGGAAAGGAGUUAGGGCGAUGGAUGUUUGGGCUGCUAGGUUCGUCUGA
Cucurbitaria berberidis CBS 394.84 is the source of this 1719-nucleotide messenger RNA. RefSeq names its product SAM-dependent methyltransferase. NCBI's taxonomy places the organism in Eukaryota, Fungi, Ascomycota, Dothideomycetes, Pleosporales, Cucurbitariaceae. The transcript has 5 exons. Bases 1 to 1719 code for a protein of 572 amino acids. The record is from RefSeq and is a predicted model, not a curated record.